CAUUCUGAUAUUCCUUUGUUCCUUGAGGCGCACCGCUCGACUCCCCGCUCGACGCUUGCUUCCUGGAGGCUGACACGGACUCCGAAGUCGACGCCGUCGCUCGCACUCCUUCGACAGGACCCAGAGAACCUUCGCCAUGGGCAUUCUUCUGUCUCGGAUCCUCAGCCUGAUCCAGAGCUCCCGGUCCUGCAGGAUUCUCAUGGUCGGCCUGGACGCCGCAGGGAAGACCACGAUCCUCUACAAGCUAAAGUUGGGCGAAGUUGUGUCCACGAUUCCCACCAUCGGCUUCAACGUGGAGACCGUCGAGUACAAGAACAUCAGCUUCACGGUGUGGGACGUGGGCGGCCAGGCGAAACUGCGGCCUCUGUGGAGACACUAUUACCAGAACACCACCGCCGUCGUCUACGUGGUGGACAGCAGCGACAACGAGAGGCUGCAGGAGGCCAGAGAGGAGCUGGAGGCCAUCCUGGAGAGCGAGGAGGUGGCAGGGGUUCCCUUGCUGGUGAUUGCCAACAAGCAGGACCUUCCCGGGGCGCUGUCCGUGCAGCAGGUGAGCGAGGGCCUCGACCUGCAGCGGCACAACCGGCCCUGGCACGUGCAACCCACGUGCGCGAUCACGUCGGAGGGAGUGUACGAGGCCCUGGAUUGGCUGGCCAGGGAGGUGGCCAAGUGAGGCUGGCCAGGGAGGCCAAGCGAGGGAAGAAGGAAUCGCGGAGGAAGACGUGAACAUCAGGGGUCACACGGUACACGACUGGGCAGCGGAAAAGACACGGCCUAAGGAUUCGAACAUUUGAGAAGAUUCGAACACUGGUCAAGUCAAACUUGAAGAGACCUGCAAAGUCACAAAUGAACAUCCUCAUUCUAUGAGGUCAGAAAUGAUACAAAUCUUAAAAGGAAAAGUUAAAAACUAAGACUAAGAUACUUUUCUCUUUUUUCUAAUUAAUCGUGGCACACAUUUCCAAAAUCACGAAAUGAAUAAUCUGUAAAUAAAGACGCAUAGUGAGGAUAUAAACAUUUCUGAAGCAAUUCGCACUUGGCAUUCUGCACUCAUCUCCCAGAGCAAUCUGAGAUAUUAGCACAAAGUAAUUUCUGUCCCUAUGGUUGUUUGGAUGAAAUAUGAUCAUAUAUAUACUUA
Molecule: messenger RNA, 1135 nt
Organism: Penaeus indicus
Lineage: Eukaryota; Metazoa; Arthropoda; Malacostraca; Decapoda; Penaeidae
Exons: 4
Coding region: 137-673 (178 amino acids)
Biological process (GO): vesicle-mediated transport; intracellular protein transport
Cellular component (GO): cytoplasm
Molecular function (GO): GTPase activity; GTP binding
Source: RefSeq, a predicted model, not a curated record